GAUGUUUUAUUUCUCUUACUGUCAACAAUCGAUUUAAAAUGUUACGGAUUAUACCAAAUUUAAAGUAUUGGCCCUGUGUGCCAAAGCUAAAAUCCUUUUUGGCUCAACAACGUACAUGCAGCAAUGGGAAAAUGGCAACCACACUGGUGGACAAGCCAGCUGAAGUUGCCGUACCGGAUUUUGCGCAGCAGCUGCAGCCCAAGUCCAUAGUGGAGCUUCGUGAAGAUCUCUUCUACAACAGCGCCACCAAGUGGACAACACGGGAAUAUUUGCAGGGCAAACUGGAGGGCAGCGCAGUGCUGGAGCCGGAAGAGGUGAAUCAACAUCGCCUGGCGGUAAUGCAGCAUCUGAGCAAUCAACAAAGGAAUCGCUGCUACUCACACAUACUUGUGCUGCUGGGUGCGGAUGCUACAGCCGAGCGGCUGCCCUUUCGCCAGCAUAGUGAUCUACUUUACCUCUGCGACUGUCUCAUGCCGGGCGUAGUGCUCGUGCUGUUGCGCAAUCGCAAGCGUGAGCUGUGCUCGCUGCUCUUUGAGCCUGGUGAAGAGCAGGACUAUGAUGAGCGACUGGCAAAGCACGCCUGCAAACGCUACAAUGUGGAUGAAGUGCUACCCAUGGCACGACUGCGUGGCACGCUGAUCAAGCUGCUCAAUCAUUCCAGCUCCAAGCUCUGGCACAAAAAAGAGUCCACAGCGCUGAGUCAACUCGUCAGCGAAGUAGCCGAGGAGCUUAAUUUAAUACUCAACUGUCCCAGCAAUGCGCUGCAAUACACGCGAAGCCUGAAGACGCCCAAGGAAAUGGAAGCCAUGCGAUUGUCCAGCUCCAUAGCAGCACAGUCCUUGCAGGAGCUGCUUGAGGAUAAGCAGGAGCACAAUGGUAGUCAACUGGCCGCAUUGUAUGCCUACAAGUGCCAGCAACGUUCCCACUAUCAACCACUGCCGUUUGAGCCCAAAGUCUUUAGGAGCUUUGGCGGCACUUGGCUAAUGGGCGUGAGCUCCCAGCAUGCCGGCUACUGCAGCUGCCUGGCCAGAAGCUGGCCCCAGCGGGGUCAGUUCAGCAACUCGCAGCAGCUUAUCUAUAGCCUGCUGUUUGAUUUACGCACCCAGCUGUGCCGCAUGAUCUGUGGCAAUGCCAGCGGCACGGGCUGCACGCCUUUGGAACUGCAGUCCAAGUAUAUAGAGUUGCUGGCCGGCAAGCUUUGGCAGCUGCGAGUUUUGUCGCCUAUGGUGGGCACGCGUGCACAGAAUUUGGAGAUUGCAAGCCAGUUUAGCGCCUUCUCCACGCUGAUCACGCAUGCGGGCUUGGAUCUAGCGCCUUGCAGUCAGCAUCUGAUGCAGUGCCCCUUGAUGCCUGGCAAUGUAUUCUAUCUGCAAAUGUCCGUAUGCAUACCCAACGACUGUCGACAUGUUUAUCCAGAGUUUCGAGGUGUGCUCUGUACUCUUGGCGACUGCUGGCACAUAACGGAGCAGUUCGAACUGGAACUGCUCACCUCCGACUGUAGCUCCAACCGCCGUGACGUGGAACAGUUCCGUAGCUACAACAACUCGGAUGUCAAGCGUGUCGCACAAUCAGUAAAUUAAUUAAGAGCUAAGCUUUCCAGUUGAGCAGGUUCGUUUAGGGAAGCAACAAUUUUAUAGCACUGAGUACGAAAAAUUUUAUGUUGAUAACAAAAUUGUGAUAAGGUGAUUCAUUAUUAGACAACUAUGGACGUAUUUUUGGUUAUUUCUCUUCAAGCACUUAGAAUUCGCUGUAGUAAACGCUAAGCAAAUAAAUGCAUUUUUCAAUGUUU
Molecule: messenger RNA, 1789 nt
Organism: Drosophila busckii
Lineage: Eukaryota; Metazoa; Arthropoda; Insecta; Diptera; Drosophilidae
Exons: 1
Coding region: 39-1580 (513 amino acids)
Cellular component (GO): mitochondrion
Molecular function (GO): manganese ion binding; metalloaminopeptidase activity
Source: RefSeq, a predicted model, not a curated record